Cladophialophora psammophila CBS 110553 is the source of this 387-nucleotide messenger RNA. RefSeq lists its product as uncharacterized. The transcript has a single exon. The record is from RefSeq and is a predicted model, not a curated record. NCBI's taxonomy places the organism in Eukaryota, Fungi, Ascomycota, Eurotiomycetes, Chaetothyriales, Herpotrichiellaceae. Bases 1 to 387 code for a protein of 128 amino acids.
AUGCCUAACGUAUCCUUCGAUAUCUUCUUUGACAAGGACUUUAUCAACAUCACAGCCACCCGAGGACAAACCGCUCCCAAGGCCAAACCCGAGUGGAAGGUCCGCACUGCUCCCAAGCUACCACCGAAGCCCGUGGUUGAGGAUCCUGCUGGGACUCCCAGGCCACCACCGAGACAGAAGUUGACCACCCUUCGUCAACCCGUACACCCCCAAAGGCCGCAACAGACACAAGAACAGGCACUUCCCAGCACCAAGAAGGCCGAGGUCGCUGGAAGUGUGAACGGCUCUGCUUCGGGCGCUGAAGAGAAGCCUAGACGAAAGCCUCCGAAGCUUGGUCCCAGAAAGUCAACCACUCCUGCCACCCCUUCAGCCAACCCGGCGUCAUAA